UGGUGCGGCAGCAUCAUAUACUACCUCUGCACUGAGGACACAACUCCCACCACUCCACAGCAAAUAAACAUCAACAGUACAGUGCUGCGAGGAUCCUGCUGCAUCUGAUGCCAGCGUGGUGAAGGGCACACUGCCGCCCUUACCCAAGUGGCCCUUCAUGAAAUAUUAUCUCAGACAGCACUUUAUUAAAGGAGUGAUGAAAUUCAUGAGGGCCACAGCUCCGCGUCUAUUCCCGUCACAGUUUACGAGGCUUGAAGUGGCGUGUUGAGGGCCGCGAGGCACCCAGGGCUCAAGACACACGCCACUCUGCUCUACGCCGCAUUCCGCCACGGUCGCGUUGGUUAGGUGUUCUGGCCAGCAAUUGUCUGCGAUGAAGUUUCUUGUGCUCUUCGCCAUGGGCGUGGCCGUGGCCAUGGCAAGCAGCACGCCUCCCCCCGCUGAGGGAAACAGCUGUUCAGGCCUCAAGGACGAUCGCUCCCUUCUGUCCAGCCUACUAACGGUCGCAGGCUACAAUGACACUUGUGUGGCCGCCGCCCUGGACUCCUGUAGGACUGGACGAGAGGACAGCCGCCACGCGCCCCUCGUGGAGGAGGCGAGGGAAGUGGUGCAGCAGGUCAGUGCUGCUGUAAACAAAUGGGAGUCUCGGCCGCGUCACUGCAAGGACUUACUGGACUCCGGGGACAGCGGGAGCGGCCUGCGCCAGGUAUACCCUUACCCUGGGCGACCCCACCACCGCGUGCCCGUGUUCUGUGACCACACCGUCGACGGCGGGGGAUGGACCGUCUUCCAGCGGCGCACCAGUGAUGCCGUCCGCCAAGAUUUCUUCCGCACUUGGGUCGAGUAUCAGUUGGGCUUUGGUGACCUGGAGGGUGAAUUCUGGCUGGGCCUUGACCUUCUGCACCAGCUGACCUCCACCACCCUGCAGCAGCUACGAAUUGACCUGGACGAUUACGAGGGAGAACAUCGGUGGGCCAAGUAUGGAUUCUUCCACUUGGGCGCACCAGAGACCAAGUUCCGCCUCAGUGUUGGAAGGUACAGCGGUGACGCAGGGGACAACUUAUCUGUGAAAAGCGGCAACUCGUUCAGCACGCAUGAUGCUGACAACGACACGUCGGGUGAAAAUUGUGCCAAAAAAUACCGUGGUGCUUAUUGGUAUGGUGCUUGCCACAGUUCUAACCUGAACGGCUACCAGUAUGUGGGCAACCACACCUCCUACGCCGAUGGCAUCAACUGGAAAAAUUGGAAAGGCUACCACUACUCACUGAAGCGAACGUCCAUGAUGAUCCGCCCCGCCUUCUGAUCCCCUCUCUUGUUGGCUGCAGCAGGCACAGUGGGAGGCGUGCACACAGGCACACAACACUGCACACAACGCGGUUCCAGACCAUCACCACCACCUCUCCAAGCUCCCUCUCUGACGUGACUCUCAGCCUGAGCCGCUCUCUCCCGCAAACCCACGGAGUGGCUGGCCCCUCACAGCCCGAGUCACUGCGCUGCUUGCUUCAUCACACGGCAACGAGACGUGCACACCGUGCGUCCCUGCACCGGGCUGAGCGUGGUCAUAGUCACGUGAUGGUAUUAUGUAUUUCAUUAUAUCCUGUGUAAAUAGUGUAAGUACCAAUUACGAUUAGCUGUAUUAAUAAUCAGGAUGACUCGUAGUUUUAUCUUGCAAGCUAGAAUACGUGGUCUUAGGUAUCGUCUCUCUCUCUCUCUCUCUCUCUCUCUCUCUCUCUCUCUCUCUCUCUCUCUCUCUCUCUCUCUCUCUCUCUCAA
This is a messenger RNA of Scylla paramamosain (green mud crab), 1769 nucleotides long. RefSeq names its product ryncolin-1-like. Bases 371 to 1300 code for a protein of 309 amino acids. The transcript has 4 exons. The record is from RefSeq and is a predicted model, not a curated record. Lineage: Eukaryota; Metazoa; Arthropoda; Malacostraca; Decapoda; Portunidae.